GAAUAAAUUGUGCUGCAGGCCAUGUGAUCACCCUUUCUGAUUCUCUGUGUCUUGCUGCAGAAGAUUAUUCAACUGGUAUAGUUAUCUACUAAUUUAAAGCUCCACUAAUGGGGAAGGAAAAGACUCACAUCAACAUUGUUGUUAUUGGUCAUGUGGACUCUGGUAAAUCAACAACCACAGGUCACUUGAUCUACAAAUGUGGUGGUAUUGACAAAAGAGCUAUUGAAAAAUUUGAAAAAGAAGCAGCUGAGAUGGGCAAAGGCUCCUUUAAAUAUGCCUGGGUAUUGGACAAACUUAAAGCUGAACGUGAACGUGGUAUCACCAUUGAUAUUGCAUUGUGGAAGUUUGAAACUACCAAGUAUUAUGUCACUGUCAUUGAUGCUCCUGGUCAUCGUGAUUUCAUAAAGAACAUGAUCACUGGAACAUCACAGGCUGAUUGUGCUGUUUUGAUCGUAGCUAGUGGUGUUGGUGAAUUUGAAGCUGGUAUCUCCUCAAAUGGUCAAACCCGUGAGCAUGCUUUGUUGGCUUAUACUCUUGGUGUGAAGCAGAUGAUUGUAGGUGUGAAUAAGAUGGACAGUACAGAGCCUAAAUAUAGUGAGAAACGUUAUGAAGAAAUCAAAAAAGAAGUUGGUUCUUACCUAAAGAAGGUUGGCUAUAAUCCUAAGUCUGUUGCCUUUGUACCUAUUUCUGGUUGGCAUGGUGAUAACAUGCUUGAACCCAGUGAUAAAAUGCCUUGGUAUAAAGGAUGGGCCAUUGAACGCAAGGAGGGAAAUGCUUCUGGUAAAACCCUGUUUGAAGCACUAGAUUCAAUUCUUCCCCCAUCACGUCCAACAGACAAACCUUUACGAUUACCACUUCAGGAUGUUUACAAAAUUGGAGGUAUUGGCACUGUUCCUGUUGGUCGUGUUGAAACUGGUGUUUUGAAACCUGGUAUGGUCGUCACAUUUGCCCCUGCAAAUUUGACAACAGAGGUGAAGUCAGUUGAAAUGCACCACGAAAGCUUGAGUGAAGCUCUACCUGGGGACAAUGUUGGUUUCAAUGUUAAGAAUGUUUCAGUUAAAGAAAUUAAGAGAGGAAUGGUAGCUGGUGAUAGCAAGAAUGACCCUCCUAAAGGAGCUAAGAACUUUACUGCCCAGGUUAUAAUCAUGAAUCAUCCUGGUGAAAUCCAUGCUGGCUACAGCCCUGUUUUAGAUUGUCAUACUGCUCAUAUUGCAUGCAAGUUUGCCGAAUUGAAGCAAAAAAUUGAUCGUCGUUCUGGCAAGGUUACAGAAGAGAACCCCAAACAUCUUAAGAAGGGUGAUGCUGGUAUUGUUACCAUGAUACCAUCAAAGCCAAUGUGUGUUGAAACAUUCCACCAGUACCCACCUCUUGGAAGAUUUGCUGUGCGUGAUAUGAAGCAAACUGUUGCUGUUGGCAUUAUUAAGGGUGUUGAAAAAGCAGAACCCACUGGUGGCAAAGUAACUAAGGCUGCACAGAAAGCACAAAAGAAGUAAUGAUGGACCUUUUAGUGUCAAUUAGCUGUUGUUGAGAAUGUCAGCAUUUCAAGACAAUGAAAGUACUUUUUGAGUGUAAUAAAUGCAAUAGUUAAUAAAUGUUAAUGAACAUAUCUUAAA
Xenia sp. Carnegie-2017 is the source of this 1613-nucleotide messenger RNA. Its product is annotated as elongation factor 1-alpha. The record is from RefSeq and is a predicted model, not a curated record. NCBI's taxonomy places the organism in Eukaryota, Metazoa, Cnidaria, Anthozoa, Malacalcyonacea, Xeniidae. Gene Ontology annotation, biological process: translational elongation; translation. The transcript is spliced from 6 exons. The coding region runs from base 108 to 1493 and encodes 461 amino acids. Gene Ontology annotation, molecular function: GTP binding; GTPase activity; translation elongation factor activity.